CAGUCAGAGAAACAACGUCAGGGAAAGUCCUGCUGCAAUCAGCGCUCCUGGGGCUGGGGGUUUGGGGUUUUGUUGUUUUUCACUUUUUUGUUUUUUACUGCAUGUUCUGUUCGUUACUGGGACGUUUUUGGGGUCUCGCUGGGGCUGUUUUACCCCCAAAACCACCCUCUCUCAUGUUCUGAGCAGUCCUUUGACCCUGCUGGCUGUGCCGGCGAGGUGGGCGAGCCCCACGGGCCGGGGGGCGAGCCGGGGCCGCGCGUGGUGCAAGGCCUGGGCCUCUGCGCGCCCCGCGGACUACAUUUCCCGGCAUGCCGCGCUCCGGGGGGGCAGCCGGAAGCAGCGGCGAGGCGGGAGCGAAGCCCUUCGCCUACAUCCCCCGGCACGCACCAGCGGCGGCGCUGAGAGGCGAGCGAAGCGCGGAGCGGCCGCGGCGCCUGCCGGGAAGCGUAGUCCCCGCCGCCGUUGGGCGUUCGGGCAGGGCGGCGGGCGGGGAUGUGGGGAGCGUGACGUGAUUUUGUCCGCGUUGGAGCCGGGGCGGCCGUGGCGAGCGUGACGUGGCACAGAGCGAGCGAGGGAGCGACGAGGCUCCGGGCACCGAGCAGCCGCCGCCGUCCGCCGCGUAUAAAUCGGCGCCGCCCGCCCGCCGCCAGCUGUCCACGGAGCCGGGCCGCGCUCCCCUCCCGCCGCCGCUGCCGCCAUGGGCCUCACCAUCUCCUCGCUCUUCUCCCGCCUCUUCGGCAAGAAGCAGAUGCGCAUCCUCAUGGUUGGUUUGGAUGCUGCUGGUAAGACAACCAUCCUUUAUAAGCUGAAGCUAGGAGAAAUUGUCACCACAAUUCCCACUAUUGGUUUUAAUGUGGAAACAGUAGAAUACAAAAACAUUUGUUUCACGGUUUGGGAUGUUGGUGGUCAAGAUAAAAUUAGACCUCUUUGGAGGCAUUAUUUCCAAAACACACAGGGCCUCAUUUUUGUGGUGGAUAGCAAUGACAGAGAGAGAAUCCAGGAAGCAGCGGAAGAGCUGCAGAAAAUGCUUCAAGAGGAUGAGCUGCGAGAUGCAGUGCUGCUUCUGUUUGCAAACAAACAAGAUCUGCCAAAUGCCAUGGCAAUCAGUGAAAUGACAGAUAAACUAGGUCUUCAGUCCCUGCGUAGCAGAACUUGGUAUGUCCAAGCUACCUGUGCUACGCAAGGAACUGGUCUGUAUGAGGGACUUGACUGGCUGUCAAAUGAACUCUCAAAACGCUAACUCAAACUGGAUGACUCUUUCACCAGGGACAUGUUUGAUAUAAGUGGUCUAGGCUUGUUACAACAAAAUUAGUUUGCAUCUUGGUUAUUACAGUAUCUGGAACUGAUAUUUGGGCAGGAUAUUAAAGCGUUUCAACUUAUUUUGUUGCCAAUUAUUGUUUACCGAGCUACAUGUUGCAAAGGUAGCAAUAUGCUUGGGUAAAAAUCUCCUUAACUUGGAAAAAGUGUAUCUUCUGAUUUUAUUCCCCUUGUUAGUCUAAAUGCCUGAAUAUAGUUAUUGUGACAUCUUUGAGAUCUGUUUUGAAUACUUUUUUUGAGCCCCGAUAAAUUAAUGUUUUAAUUUUUUUUUCUCCCUGCUACUUUUAGUUUACUGAUGCCCUGUUUCAUUCCUCAGACAGUCUGCUGAUUUAAAAAUGUAGCAUUCUGUAUGUAUUUAUUUCUAUCCCUUGCCAAGAAGAAUUCCUAAUAUUGCUUGUUCCCGCCAAGACAAUGCUCUAAAACACUAUUCAAAUCUACUGCACUGAGGAACAUUUUUAUUAAUCUUUAGGUUCUGUUAGCCCAACUUGCCUUUGUGUGAAUUGGAUUCGAUGGGUAGAAUAGUUCUGUGCUGGUUGCGAAGAGCUCAUGUUGAGGUUGUUUUUAAUAUUCAGCAGAUUGUCUUCCUUUAUAUUGUAUCUUUUUUUAUGUUGCAUGUUGCUUUUUGGUAUCAGCCUGACUAUUUUUGCCCAGUGUAUAAUAGUUCUGCUGAAGUUUUACUGUUUGUUGGUGAACAUAUCUUCAUAAAGAAAUUUUGGAAAAUUCAUCAAACUCAAUGGAUUAGUUUAUUCAUAACCCACUUGGAAUUAUUCCUAAUAAAAUGAUAAAAUGUA
This is a messenger RNA of Cygnus olor (mute swan), 2108 nucleotides long. It is a transcript of the gene ARF4, whose product is annotated as ADP ribosylation factor 4. Gene Ontology annotation, biological process: vesicle-mediated transport; intracellular protein transport. The record is from RefSeq and is a predicted model, not a curated record. Gene Ontology annotation, cellular component: plasma membrane; cytoplasm. The coding region runs from base 698 to 1240 and encodes 180 amino acids. The transcript is spliced from 6 exons. Gene Ontology annotation, molecular function: GTPase activity; GTP binding. Lineage: Eukaryota; Metazoa; Chordata; Aves; Anseriformes; Anatidae.